This is a messenger RNA of Plasmodium malariae, 1482 nucleotides long. Its product is annotated as hexokinase, putative. Gene Ontology annotation, molecular function: D-glucose binding; glucokinase activity; mannokinase activity. Lineage: Eukaryota; Apicomplexa; Aconoidasida; Haemosporida; Plasmodiidae. The record is from RefSeq and is a predicted model, not a curated record. Bases 1 to 1482 code for a protein of 493 amino acids. Gene Ontology annotation, biological process: glucose 6-phosphate metabolic process; glycolytic process; intracellular glucose homeostasis. Gene Ontology annotation, cellular component: mitochondrion; cytosol. The transcript has a single exon.
AUGAGUGAGUACAACAUAGAGAAAGAUGAUUCUGCAUACUACAAAUUAGAUACCAUAAAGUGCGAUAUACCAGUUAAUCAGGAGCUGUUGGAAAGAAUAAAUAAAUUUGUGAAUCAGUUACGAAUAUCAUAUUUUACCUUAGAAGAGUUUGUAGACAAUUUCGUAUAUGAAUUAAAGAAGGGGUUAGAAGCACACCGUAGGCACCCAAAUUUAUGGAUACCCCAUGAAUGUAGUUUUAAAAUGUUGGAUUCAUGUAUAUGUGAUAUUCCAACAGGUCAAGAAAAAGGAACUUAUUAUGCCAUAGAUUUUGGUGGUACAAAUUUUAGAGCCGUCAGAGCAUCUUUAGAUGGAAAUGGAAAAAUUAAGAGAGAUCAAGAAACGUAUAGUUUGAAAUUUACUGGUUCCUUUUCACAUGAAAAAGGAUUACUAGAUAAACAAGCUACAGCUUCUCAAUUAUUUGACCAUUUUGCAGAAAGGAUAAAAUAUAUUAUGGCUGAAUUUAAUGAUAUAGAUAAUAAGGAGGAAAAACAUGUUGGUUUUACAUUUUCCUUUCCAUGUACAUCCCCAUCAAUCAAUUGUUCUAUUUUGAUUGAUUGGACAAAAGGAUUUGAAACAGGUAGAGCUACUAAUGAUCCAGUGGAAGGUCGGGAUGUAUGUAAACUAAUGAAUGAUGCCUUUGUAAGGUCUGAGGUCCCAGCAAGAAUAUGUUGUGUAGUUAAUGAUGCAGUAGGUACUCUUAUGUCCUGUGCAUAUCAAAAAGGAAAAGGUACACCCCCUUGUUAUAUUGGAAUCAUUUUAGGUACAGGUUCUAAUGGUUGUUAUUAUGAACCCGAUUGGAAAAAAUAUAAAUAUGCAGGUAAAAUUAUUAAUAUAGAAUUAGGUAAUUUUGAUAAAGAUUUACCUUUAUCUCCAAUUGAUUUAGUUAUGGAUUGGUAUUCAGCAAAUAGAAGUAGACAGUUGUUUGAAAAAAUGAUAUCAGGUGCAUACUUAGGGGAAAUUGUAAGAAGGUUUAUGGUGAAUGUAUUACAAAGUGAUUCCUCUAGUAAGAUGUGGAAUAAUGAUAGCUUCAAUUCAGAAUCUGGUAGUGUAGUACUAAAUGAUACCUCCCCAAAUUUCGAAGAAAGUAGAAAAGUUGCUAAAAAUAUGUGGGAUAUAGACCUUACGGAUGAACAAAUAUAUGCCUUAAGAAAAAUUUGUGAAGCAGUCUAUAACCGUUCAGCUGCCUUAGCUGCAGCUGCUAUAGCUGCCAUUGCAAAAAGAAUAAAAAUUAUUGAGCAUUCGAAAUUUUCGUGUGGUGUCGAUGGCUCAUUAUUUGUUAAGAAUGCUUGGUAUUGUAAAAGGCUACAAGAACACUUAAAGCUCAUUUUAGCUGAUAAGGCAGAAAAUUUAAUUAUUAUUCCAGCUGAUGAUGGGUCAGGAAAAGGAGCGGCCAUUACGGCGGCUGUCGUUUCUUUGGCUAGUAAAAAUAAACCAAUGCAAUAA